Molecule: messenger RNA, 2509 nt
Organism: Odontomachus brunneus
Lineage: Eukaryota; Metazoa; Arthropoda; Insecta; Hymenoptera; Formicidae
Product: protein C12orf4 homolog
Exons: 10
Coding region: 490-2157 (555 amino acids)
Cellular component (GO): cytoplasm
Source: RefSeq, a predicted model, not a curated record
ACACCAUUCAAAAAUGCGAUACAUGUUUUGACGCCCGUUAAAUAAAAUACACCAUAAAUGAAUAGGACAUGCUCUUCUAAUUGUCGCAAAUAUGAUCGGCAAAUUCAGGAGAUAAACUAGAAUGCUAAGUUGGAAACACUGUGCGUUGUGAAUGUGUGAGUGUGAGUGUGAGUGUGGGUGGGUGAGUGGGUGGAUGUGUGUGUACUACGUGCUGUUGUCAGUGCUACAGAGAGAGGCGUCAAUUUCCGACUAACACGUAGAUCGCGCAUUGUUUUUCCGAAUCGAUGAGCAGAAAAACGCGACAAGUGAGCGUGUCCGCUUCAAGUUGAAAUAAAACUUAUUGAAUUUAGCUGCUUUAUCAAUUAGAAUACAUAAGGUUGCCGCGUAUGUGAGAAAGAGGUUAUGUCUCUCAGCUAUGACUGGAAGCUUAAUAAUAUAUAAUCGUGAUAUAUGGUGAUUGGCUGAUACACAUCAAAUGCAACAAUAAAUAUGAUGAAUAAAGCGGAGGAAGAGUACAUUGAGAAGACGUUCGUCUACAAAUUUCCAACAUGCACCACGAAUCAGGAGUACACGUUGGAAGUGCCGAUAAAAAUACCGUACCAUGGCUCUAUAAAAGAGCUGAUGCACCGUAUAAUGUCGUCGUUCAAGCUACCCUGUUACGUCGAGACGGACUUAUUAGAAUCUCUGCAGCGUAAUAUCAAAGAGCUUACGCUGCAGUUUCACGACGAGAAGGCGGAAAAGCUCAUCGACGCUGCCAAAGCGGGCACGCUGGAUUUAGAGGACAUAAUUAAAAGCUGGGAGAAAAUAUACAAACAGAAGACGGUCGAAUAUUCGGAUCCCAUCGGGACCACCGACGAGGAAUUAUUCGCCGCGGCGUAUCAUAGACUGGUGCACUCACCAUCCUUGGAACCGAUUCUGCAAGCGGAGCACAAAUUCGGACGGGAUGUUACCGAAGUAAUUCAGAUGAGGGACACCGACUAUGAGCAUCUCACGCAAAAACAAACAGAUGAGAUGCGCAUCGCCGUGGAAGCUCUGGAGGCAGGAUCCACAGAGAAGUCAAUAAAUGACAUGGCAGGCCGUCAUUUCGAAGAGCAGAGUUUAUUGCAGGGUUACUGGGGAUCCAGGAUCGACGCUUUGAAGUUGGACCAACGGCGACAGUAUCGAAAUUGGAUCAUGAGACUGUUGGAGGAGCAACAAACCAGCAUGAUACCCACCCCGGUAGGUUCGCCCAUGGCGCCGAUGCCGCCGUUGCGACCCGCUUUGGACAAAUUCGUUCAUAGCGAGGAGAAACACACGACCGAUUACCCGCUGUUAGAAGAAAGCUUCACCAUACACUUAGGCUCUCAGAUGAAACAGAUGCACAACAUACGCAUACUGACCGGCGACGUGCUCGACUUUUGUCGCACGAAGAACAGCGAGUCAGGGAUGGAUCCAACGCCACAAAGACUGCAAACGGCUCUAGGAUUAUACUCGAACGAUCUGUGCGGAUUAGUUCUCUUGAGCGACAAUCACCUGGGCAGUUAUUCGGGUAUUACAAAAGAAUUAUGUUCAAUCUCGCAACUGACGACGGAAUUCCAUUUCCCGCCGAUCGACGAACAGUUAGAGAAGAUUCGGGAGGAUGUGAAGGACGCCGUCGCCUGGAGGCAGGCGCAUCAUAGAGAAGGAAGCGAGCCUCACACGAAGAAAUCCACGACGAGCAAGAGCCUGCAAACGGGCGACGUUUUCAUCACGAGGCAUUCCAAUCUGGCGCAAGUCCACGUGGUGUUCCACAUGGUAGUGAACGAUUCUCUAAGAUCCGGCGAUAUCAAUUCGAGGCAUCCCGCUAUUUUGGGACUGAGAAACAUACUGAAGACGGCGUGUUGCAACGACGUGACCACGCUGACAAUACCCGUGCUACUCGUCCACGAAAUGUCAGAGGACAUGACGGUCGCCUGGUGCACGAAAAGAGCCGAGCUGGUGUUCAAGUGCGUGAAGGGAUUCAUGAUCGAGAUGGCAUCCUGGGGUGGCGCCGAGCUGAAGAAUCUGCAAUUUCUCGUGCCGAAAGGAAUGUCGGAGGAGGUAUUCGGCACGCUGGCCACAAUGUUGCCGAGCAUAUUCCGCGUGUCGAAUCCGUUGGUUUUCAAGGCCACCAGCACACCGCAGACCCCGAAGAAGUGAACGAUCGUGUCUCGCUUUCUCUCUGUCGUUCUCCUCUCUCCUUUACACGCGUUAUCGUCGAGUGUACGUUCGAAAUAAUACUACGGUAUUUAUUACUAUAUAUCUCGCGUACAUGCAGCCAGCGAUUAUCCGUUGGCGGGCGUGAACAAGAUACGAUUCUGUGAAUAAAUGUCUGGCUUUUAAUGAGCCUUUUGUUUAUAUUGCUUUUACACACGGAGUGAUUUCCCGCCGAGAGUACCGGUGGCCGAUAGUAGGGCAAACACUUUUCUUUCGUCGCGCCUACGACGAGAUAAUCGCUCGCCUCGUUUUGCCACAUCGUCCAGUGUUGUUAAUAAAAUAUUUCGACACCUAA